Clupea harengus (Atlantic herring) is the source of this 2206-nucleotide messenger RNA. It is a transcript of the gene emx3, whose product is annotated as empty spiracles homeobox 3. Gene Ontology annotation, cellular component: nucleus. Gene Ontology annotation, molecular function: DNA-binding transcription factor activity, RNA polymerase II-specific; RNA polymerase II cis-regulatory region sequence-specific DNA binding. NCBI's taxonomy places the organism in Eukaryota, Metazoa, Chordata, Actinopteri, Clupeiformes, Clupeidae. Gene Ontology annotation, biological process: central nervous system development; brain development; neuron differentiation. The record is from RefSeq and is a predicted model, not a curated record.
ACCCUGCCUACUUGUUGUGCGUUCUAAUGUGAAUCGUUGUAUACUCCGGCUGAUUUCUGAAAUAAUUUCUUCAUGUGCGAAUAGUUUUCGGAAGACGGACACUCGGAUUCAGCGCGAACAAUCUCUACGUUGAGACUUUUUGGAGCUAUCGAAACGCUGACAUUCAUCUUAUGCACGUUAUGGAUCCCAUAGGAACAUACAAAUUACGUUAACUUGCAUUUGGAGGAUUUUUACUGACUGUUUCUGAACUGUUGGACACGAUCUGAAGUCCCAUUGUUGCUCUCAGGUCUGACAGUGUUUUAAAUUGUCAUAAGGUAGGCUAUUUGAUUUUAUGCAACUUUGACGUGAUGUUUCAACACAACAAAAAGUGCUUUACCAUCGAAUCGCUCGUUGGCAAAGAUGCCAAUUCCUCGACAUCUGGGGACGAACCUAUCAGACCCACGGCGCUGAGAUUGACGGAGUCUGUUCAUCCCGCGCCCUUUGGGACAUGCUUCCAGAAUUCCGGCAGGACCUUGUACAGUGGCCCGGAAAUGAUGUUCCCAGAUCCGGGCUCUCACUCUACCAACCCCGCACUGUCUCUCCAUCACCUCCAAAUCCCCUCGCAGCAUUUCUUCAACCCUCAUCAGAGAGAUACAUUGAACUUCUAUCCGUGGGUCCUGCGAAACCGAUAUCUUGGACACAGGUUCCAAGGUGAGGACAACAGUCCUGAGAACCUGCUUCUGCACGGGCCGUUCUCGCGCAAGCCCAAGCGCAUCCGCACGGCCUUCUCGCCCUCGCAGCUGCUGCGACUGGAGCGGGCCUUCGAGAAGAACCACUACGUGGUGGGCGCCGAACGCAAGCAGCUGGCCAACGGCCUCUGUCUGACCGAGACACAGGUAAAGGUGUGGUUCCAGAACAGGAGGACCAAGCACAAACGUCAGAAGCUGGAAGAGGAGUCUCCGGAGUCGCUGCAGAAGAGAAAAGGCAGUCAGCACGUGAGCCGCUGGCGAGUAGCUACGCAGCAGCCCGGCUCGGACGACAUCGACGUCAUCUCUGAGGACUGAGAUCAGACCUAAACCAGACUUAAACCUCUCCAAGACACUACCAGAGACUGAGAGUACAAUGUUCUGUUUUUGUUUGUUUGUUUGUUUGUUUGGUUUGCGUUCAGUUUAAAAAAAAAACAUGUUGAAAAUAACAGUGGCAGCGGUGAUGGCGCGACGGUGUCGGCGGAGCUGGAAACGCACCUCGCGGCCCAGAACACGGAACAGAUCCGAGGAGCGGAUCGCUAGCUAUGCAGUUGCAGCGACAGCACACUGAUUGUGUGCGGGAGAACCUCUCUUGACUGAAAUGCCCCCCAGGCUGUUGUUGUUGGGCAGCAGUGACCAUUAGAUCACCGGUGCGUCUCACACCGUGGUAUAGUCAUCAUUUACUGUUCCAGUUUAUUUUUAUUUUUUGAAAUCUCCUUAACAGUCUUUGGAUGUUUGUCUCACCUCACCAUCGUGUGUCAGUUUAACCUUCACUAAAGAUAGCGCAACUAUCUAAUCAUCAUCAUCAUGGUUUGUUUGUUUGUUUGUUUGUUUGUUUGUUUGUAUAAUUGUAUCCACUUGCUCAAGUGUAAAAUGAGCUCAGUUCAUGGUUCAGUGACAGACACUUGUUUUACGUUGGAAGUUAUUGUGGUUCUGGUGAGAUAUACUGAAUUGCUGUGUUUAUAUUUUUAUAACUCUGUGUGUGCUGUGCCAUUUUCAUUCAAUACACAAAAGGCAGGAAACCCUUUUUUUCCACACAACCAGUUUUGGCAGUAAAAAUAUUCAUUUGAAACUCUCUACAGCGUUUGCCCAGUAGAUAGUUCUGGUGUUUUGCAGUUUUGCCUUUUAUGCAAAAUGAACAACAACCGCGACAACAAAAACAACUUCUAUGCAUUUGUGUAUUCAAUGUUCUCCACGUUUCCUUCUUCAAUCGCCUGCUAUCUGGAUUAGAUUGGCAUUUAUUUAAAGGACAUUCAUGAUGAUUGACAUGUGAUUAUCCCACAGUGAAACCUAUGUGUCUGAUUCCCUACGCAGACAAAACACUGAGACUGCAAGGCCAUGGAUAGGGAGAACCACCAAUCUAACUCAUCAAUCAUUUUGUAGCACUUCAUAGCAAGAUUCUGUCUGUAAUGUUGGAAUGUAUUGUUCCUACUUCGCAGUUUAACAAAUGCCUAGACUCUCUUAUUUUGUAUUGUUUUUUU